AUGGCCACGGGAGACCCAAAACCUCCAUUGCUGAUACCCGACGUGUUCUACGAAGUCGCCCGAACGCUCCGUCCAGGAGACAUCCUCUCGCUCAUGCUCACCUGCGGCGCCAACUACCACAUUCUCCGCAAGCUGAUCUACAUUCGCGACGUCGAAAUUGAGGCCGAGACUGCUGAGGAGAACCAUGACCUGGUCAGCGGCUACCAUUGCCACCACGGGGGCCACGGCGAUGCGAUGAAACAGUUUCCCUACGCAGCACCCUAUUUGCUAAAAUCAACAGAGUCAGCGCUCGACUGGGCGAUCCGCAAGGGCGACGUCCAAGUGGCCCGUCUCGCCGUCGAGGCUGGCUCCACAGCCGUCCUUAACACGGGCAUAUCACGCCUCAGGAGCAUCAUCCCUGGCAGCCGGAUGCAGUUCUUGGACAAGGGGCCCAAGCAGCCCACUCCAAGUCCGUUGGCCCUGGCGGCCGCUGCGAACAACCUGGAGAUCUUCAAGAUGAUUCAGCCCGGUGUCCCCGAGCGCGAGGCCACGGUCACCCUCCCGGUGCUCGAUCUUUCCAUCCCUUUCGACAUCAUGGAGGCUGCCAUCGUGGCUGGAUCGGUAGACAUCGUCGACUAUCUGCUCAAAGGCCCGCACAGCGAGGCGUUCAUCCAGGCAUGGCCCGAAGGCAGCAUGUGGCGGUACGUGGGGCUGGCCGUGGAGACCACGUUCACAGCCGCAGACGUCGCCGUAGUCGGCCUGUUUCUUGACCGGUUCCCAGAUCUCCUCAGCGUGGAGCUGGGUUUCAACCCAAUUCUGCAACAAAUCUUCAGGGAAAUUGAUGUGGGUGAUAACAUGAUCCUCGUCCUGGACCUCCUCGAGGAACGGGGACUCGCUCUCGACACCCUUGACAUCAACAACACGAACAUCCUCCACAGGAUGCUCCGUGAUCCAGGCGCCUCGGUCAAGGUCAAGAUCCACCUCGUCCAGAAGGGGGUCGACUUCUGGACCCCGCGCGGGCCAAAGGGCUGGGGGAGUGGCUUCGCCAUGGCCGCGAUGCACUGGUAUUGUGACAUGUCCCUGGCCCAGAGGCUCUCGUCCAUCUCGCUCAUCAGGGCCAUGGUCGAGCACGAGCAGCACGGCAAAAAGAUCCUGCCAGAGCAGAUCACCAGUCUCAUCGAGUCCUGUUUCGAGUACUACAUACUGUGGCCCGAGUCCGAGAUGAUCUCUAAACCGAGAUUUCCGAGCGAUGGGACGCUCGAUCUGGACUUCCUUGAGUGCCUGCUGGGUCACGAGGGCGUCUGCCUCGAGGCGCACCUGAUCAACAAGCUGAGGUGGUGCCUGGCGAAGUCGAAGCGGCUGGAUAAGUAUUUCAAGUCUACCUCAAGCACUAGGGAGGAGGCCAUCCGCCGUAUCCUGCUGAAGCUUGAUGCAUUGUCUAAGUAA
Messenger RNA from Cryphonectria parasitica EP155, 1425 nucleotides. RefSeq lists its product as uncharacterized. Lineage: Eukaryota; Fungi; Ascomycota; Sordariomycetes; Diaporthales; Cryphonectriaceae. The transcript has 2 exons. The record is from RefSeq and is a predicted model, not a curated record. Bases 1 to 1425 code for a protein of 474 amino acids.